Lactuca saligna is the source of this 582-nucleotide messenger RNA. NCBI's taxonomy places the organism in Eukaryota, Viridiplantae, Streptophyta, Magnoliopsida, Asterales, Asteraceae. The record is from the annotation of a GenBank genome assembly.
AUGGAGAUGGAAGUUAUGGGGUUCAUCCACCAAUGUAGAGGAUCCAACAAAGACGACGACAACACUUUCAGCAGAGUAAAUGGCGUCGAAAGAUCAUACUCAAAAUCAUGGCAAGAUCGAAUAGAAUCAAAAAGGGAUUUAACAAAAAGGUAUUACGAAGCAAGAGUAGUUGCAAGAUAUUCACCAAAUCGCACAUACAGUGGUCUCCUUCGUGUCUACUUGAGGGGGUCUACAUCUGGAUCAUGCAACCGAUCAUGGAUCCCAUCUCUCUGUUCGCUCCACUGUUCUCUGGGAUUAAUCUGGGUUGUUCGUUACAAGACAGACACAGAAUCGCACCUGGAGAAAUUACUGGAGAGGGAGAAAGAAGAUGGGAAGUUAUUGGGGAGGUGUGUGGAGGAAUUGAAGAAGAAAGGUUUGGAGUUUUAUUUGUUGAAGGAAGUUGAUGCACUUCAAAGGGCUAAAAGUUUGAGGGUUGAAGGUAAAGCAGUGAAGAAAUGGUCAACGAGAGACUCUGUUACUCUAUUUUUCUUCACUGUUUCUUGUUUGGUUCUUGCUCUUACUAGGGCCAUUCUCUGCAAUUGA